Messenger RNA from Octopus bimaculoides (California two-spot octopus), 1117 nucleotides. Its product is annotated as pseudouridine-5'-phosphatase. The record is from RefSeq and is a predicted model, not a curated record. NCBI's taxonomy places the organism in Eukaryota, Metazoa, Mollusca, Cephalopoda, Octopoda, Octopodidae. Gene Ontology annotation, molecular function: phosphatase activity.
CGUAAAUUAAGUGUAGCUUUGCUUCGAAGUCAGGUAACAGCGAGCAGAAUACACAGUGCGAGCGGAACUAUCCGGAGUGAAUGUUUACAAAAUAACUCGAUAACAUUAUCACUGAAGAUGGCGAAAUACCGGCCUGUAACACAUGUCAUAUUCGAUAUGGACGGACUUCUUUUAGAUACUGAAAGGAUCUAUACAGAGGUCACUGAAGAAAUAUGUAAUGAGUAUGGCAUGAAAUUCACAUGGGAAAUUAAGGUCAAACAAAUGGGUCAGAGGGAACGUGAUGCUGCACAAAUCAUAAUUGAUGAUCUCCAGCUUCCUUUGACUGUUGAUGAAUAUCUAAAAAAGGCAUCUGCACUACAAAAGAAAGCUUUUCCUAAUGUUCCUCUUUUACCAGGAGCAAAGAGGCUGGUUGAGCAUUUAUAUAAGCACAAUAUUCCAAUCGCUAUUGCUUCUGGUAGUGGUCAAGAGAAAUUUAAGUGGAAGACCGAGAAGCAUCAAGAGCUAAUGAAUAUGUUCCAUCAUUUUGUCCUUUCUAGUGAUGAUCCUGAGGUGAAGCGCAGUAAACCAGCCCCAGACUGCUUUCAAGUGUGUGCUAAACGCUUUCCAGAUCAACCAUCUCCUGAAAAGAUACUUGUUUUUGAAGAUGCACCGAAUGGAGUUCUUUCUGGUGUUUCUGCUGGAAUGCAGGUUGUCUGGGUGCCAGAUUCCCGUGCCAACCGUUCACAGCUUCUGGACAAAGUUUCUAUUAUAUUAGACACACUGGAAGACUUCCAACCAGAAUUGUUUGGCUUACCUCCGUUUGACGAAUGUCAUCCCUAGACUGAUAGCAGAGAAGCAGCCACCACACAGAUGUAAUUUUCACCACAGAAAGUUGACCGAUAACAAAGGAAUAGUGGUAAUUCUUUUGCAGUGAAGACUGUCCUUUUGAAAACAAUUAACUUCUUCAACUUUGAAAUUUGAAGUUACCAGAAAUAUUUGGAAUCAACUGAAAUCAGUUUCUUUUCUCAUAAGUAUUUUUAAUUGAGUAAUGAAUAACCGAAUUUCCGGUGAAGUUUUAUAAUUCAAUCUUUGUGAUCAAUGAUCAAAUUGCUUUACAUAAACUAUCUUUAAAACUAUA